UAAACGCUCUGUCUGUCAAUGAACGUAGAACGUCAUAAAAAAUAUGUGAAGAUGAAAGUUAUUUUUAAUUAUUUAGUUUAAAUAAUAUAUCUGACUUUUCUUUUGGUUCUAAAAUGUCUAGUGGAAUCCCACAUGAAGAUUGGUUAUUCGGGUACUGCUUUGUUACGUUGUGAACGUCGUGUCUAUAUUUAGAAGCAAAGUUUACAUAAAUUAUGAUUUUAAUAAAGCAAACAGUACAAUUCUCGCGAAUAAGAAACAAGGUGAUCACAAGGAUUAUAGAAGUGCGUGCUCCGUGUAAGGAUGGUGCACCUGGAGAUGACGGGGGUCCAACAAUGCUGCAGCACAUUAACUAUAAAUGAUCUGCCCAAUGAACUGCUCAUAUACAUUUUUUCUAAAAUAGAUUUUGAAUCACUGUUGGCCGUAGCAAAAGUUUGUAUGAGAUGGCAACAACUCUGUCUGACCCCAUGUGUGUGGGACAACACGCGCCUCAUUGUGUGCAUGAAAAACUAUGUGAGGAUAAGUGAAAACAUUGUGCCUUUUGUAGCAAAGUAUUUAAAAAAUGUAAAAUUACAGUAUUUCAAGUUGUAUUCACAAGUAAGGGCUUCCCUCAUUAGCUACUGUCCUAACUUGACUCGUCUAGAAAUUAGCAUAUCUCAAGUUGAUAGUUGUAUAUUUGAUGAUCUACAAUACUGGCCUAAUUUAAAAUUUUUGAGUUUCCGUAAUUCUUUAAUAGUACAAAACCCAGAGAAUGCAAAUGGGAAUUUUGUUUACCACUUGCCAUUUGAGAAAUUAAAGAAUCUUGAAACUUUGGUUCUCUCAAAUUUUGCCCUUACACAUAGCAGCCUUUACAGCAUGCUGGAAUGUAGCAGUUUAGUCAGUAUUAAUAUGGAAAAAAUGAAAAAUAUCCCUGCAGAUUUCUUAGAAUCCUUGUUGAGGACCAAGCAAGCUACUCUUGAAGCAUUGUACAUUUAUGGAGACACAUUGAAUGAUGAUAUAGUUCGCUACAUAUCCAACUGCAAGGCGCUACAGGUUCUGCAUGUCAUGACGUGCAAAACCCUGUUUGAUUCCAGUCUGUUGCACUUAAACAGGUUAAAAAACUUACGAUCACUCAAAUUGCGACACGGGUAUUUUUCAACCACAGCUUUACUUGGUUAUUUUACAAAUAAUGUGUUCCAACACUUGACUUACCUGAGUCUCUCCCGCUGCCCGCAUGUCACCAUGCAGGUUGCCCGGGCCAUCAAAGCAAGUGCACCCAAUCUUGAGGAAAUGUCAUUCUAUUUGUGCCCAUUUAUUUGCGCUCCGGGUUUUAACCGAGGAGAGUUAGAAAAUAUGUUCAAUAUACAACUACUCCUUGACUAAAUGAUUCUCAUUUUAUGAUUUUUGACAUAUUUAAUAGAAUUUUAAUGAAUUCUUUUGAGUGUUUAAUAAAUUUAAUUACUACAAGAGUAAAAGUAAUAUUUUAGGUAUUUUGUAAUAAAACAAAUUUGCCAUAUAAUGGAUUUGUUCUAUUUAAAAUAAGUGUAUUACAAGAGAAAAUUUCAGUUAAUUAUUAAAUGUGUUUGUGUGCAUAGUAUUAUAAAAUGUAUAAAAUAUGAUAUUUUUAUUAGAAGAUAGCUAUCAAAUUGACAAAUUCUUUUAUGAAUAUAGAAAUUAACUUAAUACUGUGAACCAGAGGUUGUGCUUGAGACGGAUUACUAGUUAAAGCCGUAACAGACUACCGCAGCCAGUACCGUCUUUGCCAUAAGGGCACACAGGGCCCCCAUCCUCAGGGGGCCCCGAAGGACAGACAGUAACAGUAUAUUUUUGAUUACUAAUAUUAAUAGAAGAUCAUAGUAGAAAAAUGUUAGUUUAAUUCGCUUUCUUUGUUUUGCAAAAGGGCCCCAACUUCUUAUGUGCUCAAGGGCCCCAGCAUAGUUUAAGAUGGCCCUGACCGCACCGCACCGUGACCUUGGUGCGGUGCGGCGCAUUUAAGGCCUGAGCACGCGGGAUGCAUGUGCGUCGACGUGCACGUGCGCGAGCGCGUUGUAAUAUAGAUCCAUAUAAGAGAUGGCACACCGCUAGCGUGACGUGUGCGUGUGCGGCUCCAACAUUUCUACGCACAUGCAGCCGGUGUGCUCUGAGCUUUAUCGAUAGUGUGUAUCAGGUGGUCGCCGUACGUGCGUUAGGGUGUUAUUCCACCUAUCCAAUUUAUUUGUCCAAUGUGUAUUGCGUCUCACAUUUUGCUUUAAUGAGAGAGUGAGACUGACUUACAUAUUGGACAAAGAAAUUGGACAGGUGGAAUACCACCCUAAAGAACGUAGCUAGUUAGUGAGAAAGAGAUAUUUUAACCGCACCAAGGUCGCGGUGCGGUGCGGUAGUCUGUUACGGCUGUAAUAGUAAUAAACUUCAGUAUUUUGCUUAUCAACAAGUAUUAAAGUAGAUAAGGUAUCUACUGACUACCUACAUAGUAGAAUAAAAUAUAAAGUAAGCUGCAGAGAUGACUUACCCCCUUCAUAGGUUAUAGCAGUGAGGGUCAGAAAUCUCUGCAGCUGAUUGUACCUAGAACUCCUUCAUAUACUUUAAUAUUGUUUAUUUCCGCCUUUUUUUUGUUUUGAAAAGCAUUGUCAAUUAUUAAAAAGUGCCUUAAAGAGUCAAAGUAUUUAUUCAGAUGUUGAGAGGGUGCCGAUUGUAUUUACACAGCACCCAACUUCAAUAUAAAGGUAUUAGUUAAAUCUUUGUGAAACGAAAUAUAGUAUUUAGAUAAACACGAUGUGAUUUCUAUAUUUUGUCUUCACUUGUUUGUGCUGUUCUAUUGUCCAUUUACACUCAAUAAAAAAUGUAUUUUGAAA
Cydia fagiglandana is the source of this 2828-nucleotide messenger RNA. RefSeq names its product F-box/LRR-repeat protein fbxl-1-like. The transcript is spliced from 2 exons. Gene Ontology annotation, molecular function: protein binding. Bases 301 to 1359 code for a protein of 352 amino acids. Lineage: Eukaryota; Metazoa; Arthropoda; Insecta; Lepidoptera; Tortricidae. The record is from RefSeq and is a predicted model, not a curated record.